This is a messenger RNA of Vanrija pseudolonga, 563 nucleotides long. It is a transcript of the gene COX19, whose product is annotated as Cytochrome c oxidase assembly protein COX19. Gene Ontology annotation, biological process: mitochondrial respiratory chain complex IV assembly. Gene Ontology annotation, cellular component: mitochondrial intermembrane space. The transcript is spliced from 2 exons. The record is from RefSeq and is a predicted model, not a curated record. NCBI's taxonomy places the organism in Eukaryota, Fungi, Basidiomycota, Tremellomycetes, Trichosporonales, Trichosporonaceae. Bases 120 to 455 code for a protein of 111 amino acids.
GCCGGGAGGUGGAGGUCAAAACGGCCACCGACUGAAAUCUCGGGCUGAGUCCGCACGUCUCGACCUCACUUCCACACUCUUCACCUCACCACCUUACCACCACCACCCACCACAUCGCCAUGUCGUUCGGACGCCCAGGAGGUUGGGGAGAUAGCUUCAAGGUCACGCCGCCGCAGCGCGGGUCGUUCCCCUUGGACCAUGACGGCGAAUGCAAAACCUUCAUGCUGUCAUACAUGAAGUGCCUCAAGUCGCACGGGUCGGACGGCGGCCAGUGCCGUCCCGAGGCGCGCGAUUACCUCGCCUGCAGGAUGGACAAGGGCCUCAUGGAGCGCGAUAGCAUGCAGAAUCUGGGGUUGGGGGACGUUGGAGCGACUGGCGCGGCGGCGACGACACCAGCAGCGACAGCGACAAGCGCCAAAACCACGCCCAAGCCGGAAGAGAUGGAGCGCAUCUAGUGCCCAUCCAGACGACACGACGACGACGACAACACAGACAGACAGCAACCGGUCGCGCCUUCGGCGCUCACCCCACACCCCACUCUAUGCAUUGAAUACAUCCCUUGG